GUCAAUUUAUUUUAUUUAGCAUUUUGUGUGUUUUGAUUUUGCCUCGUCAAUAAAAUAUCGAAAGAAAAUAAAGUAAAACUGUAGAUUGCAACCUCAGUAACUCAAUAUGCACAGGAAUUUGCCCCAAAAUAAAGAAGCAUUGCUAAAAUCUUAUACGACACGGCUAAAAGAGGAUGUAAAGAGCAUGUUGGAAAACUUUGAAGAAAUCAUAAAACUUGCAAAAGGCGACAAUGAAUCUCAACUGAAUCGGAUGACACAAAUUGAGCAAGAUACUUUUGAAAUGCAAGUCAGAGCUGCCAAUAUUGUGCGGGCUGGAGAAUCACUAAUGAAGUUGGUUUCAGACAUCAAACAGUAUUUAAUAUUAAAUGAUUUUCCUUCUGUUAAUGAAGCUAUCACACAAAACUCUAAAUUGUUCCGAACAAAACAACAAGAAUGUGACCAAAAACUGAUGUCCCUUCGAGAUGACAUUGCAGCCGAUUUGUAUGACUUGGAAGAUGAAUACUUUACAAGCAUUUAUAAGUAAUGGGUAGAUUAGGCAUAAUUACUUUUAAUUAUUUACUAAAUUAAAUGUAAGAGCAUC
Messenger RNA from Plutella xylostella (diamondback moth), 580 nucleotides. It is a transcript of the gene MED22, whose product is annotated as Mediator complex subunit 22. Gene Ontology annotation, cellular component: mediator complex. Lineage: Eukaryota; Metazoa; Arthropoda; Insecta; Lepidoptera; Plutellidae. Gene Ontology annotation, biological process: regulation of transcription by RNA polymerase II. The record is from RefSeq and is a predicted model, not a curated record. Gene Ontology annotation, molecular function: transcription coregulator activity.